AUGCUGCAGCAGGUGAGUGUAAUGUGUCCUGCGUGGCUAUUGGUCGCCGUGGCGAUGGUGGGCGUGGCCAGAGGAGCUGCCAGCCAGUGCUGGGAACAUCCGAGCUGUCAGGAGGUGAACUCUGAGAGCAGCAUACUGGAGUGUAUCCAGCUCUGUCACUCCGCCCUCACCGCCGAGAGGCCUGUCAUCCCGGGCGAUGCCCACCUCCAGCCUCCUCCUCCAGACACCGAGUCUCUGCCUCCCCUCUCUCUUUUAUCCCCCUCCUCCUCCUUCCUCUCCUCUCCUCAGGCCAAGCGCUCCUACUCCAUGGAGCACUUCCGCUGGGGGAAGCCCGUUGGGCGGAAGCGCCGCCCGGUCAAAGUCUUCGCCUCCAACGGCGUGGAGGAAGAGUCCGGCGAGCUGUUCCCCGAAGAGAUGAGGAGGCGGGAACUCGCCGGCAAGAUGACAGCGACAGAGGAGGAGGAGGGAGAGGAGGAGAGGGCGCAGGAGGUGGCGGAAGAGGAGCAGGACCAGCUGCCGGGCGACGUCCACGAGAAGAAAGACGGCACGUACAAGAUGAAGCACUUCCGCUGGGGCAGCCCGCCGACCAGCAAGCGCUACGGCGGCUUCAUGAAGAGCUGGGACGAGCGCAGCCAGAGGCCACUGCUCACGCUCUUCAAAAACGUCAUCAACAAAGACGGACGGCAGCAGGAGAGCGAGCAGUGA
Messenger RNA from Perca flavescens (yellow perch), 705 nucleotides. Its product is annotated as pro-opiomelanocortin. Gene Ontology annotation, cellular component: extracellular region. The record is from RefSeq and is a predicted model, not a curated record. Gene Ontology annotation, molecular function: neuropeptide hormone activity. Gene Ontology annotation, biological process: neuropeptide signaling pathway. The transcript is spliced from 3 exons. Bases 1 to 705 code for a protein of 234 amino acids. NCBI's taxonomy places the organism in Eukaryota, Metazoa, Chordata, Actinopteri, Perciformes, Percidae.